Molecule: messenger RNA, 5362 nt
Organism: Bombyx mandarina (wild silkworm)
Lineage: Eukaryota; Metazoa; Arthropoda; Insecta; Lepidoptera; Bombycidae
Gene: Ptp69D
Product: Protein tyrosine phosphatase 69D
Biological process (GO): protein dephosphorylation
Molecular function (GO): protein binding; protein tyrosine phosphatase activity
Source: RefSeq, a predicted model, not a curated record
GUUUGGUCGGCUUUGGGUGUCAGCCGCUUUGUAAUUUCAGUGAUAAAUAAAGAAAUGGACAGUGUAAUUUUUGUUUAAGUGAAUAGAACAUGAUUUAAUUGUAUGGUUAUGUGAUUAUUAAAACGAUACGCUGUUUAGUUUACAUGAAAGACAGGUACUUCCGCCAUGACAAUGGGUACUGUGGUCGGGAAGUGUUCCUUCGCGUUUUUAGUUUAUUUGGCGUGUAUUGAACUUUUGUAUCCUGUUUUGGCUGAAGACAAUGGAAUUAGUUUAACAGCAAAAGGUGAAAUCGGUAAUGAAUCAAAUAUUACUUGUGUUGUGCCCCUAGAAAAUGCUACUGUUGAGUGGCAGUUUCAAGGAGAAUCACUCAAAAAAGAUAACAGACUACACAUCACGGCAUCUCAAGGUACACUGUCGAGGAAAGAUCAAGAUGGCUCAUUGCAGAAGACUACAAUUUCCACAAUCAUCAUAACCAAUACUACAUCAGAUUAUGAAGGGAAUUAUACUUGUAUAGCCAAGCAAGGAACCGAAGGACCCAGUAUAAAGGAGUCUAGAUUUCUGGACCUCAGUUUCCCAGGAAGGCUCAUAAACACAACUAAAAGUCCUAUCCGUGAAAAUGCUACUAAUCACAAUAAUGUCACUCUGGAAUGCAUAUUUGAAGUUUAUAAGCCUGGAACGGUUGUGUGGUCGAAGCGUGGCUCGGAAGACGACACCAGCAACCUGAACGAUAUAAAACAAGAGAAUAUAAACCUUAAACAAGUGAAGAGCUCCGUCGUGGUCCGCAUCCGGAACGCGGACAACGACGACGGCUCGUACGUCUGCGAGGUGGACGACCGCGUCACGAGCAGGCGGCUGUCCGGCGUCAUCGACAUCCACGUGUACGCGAUGCCGGUCGUGGCCGUGGACAAGGCGGUCGCCGUCAACACCACCGAGGUCUUCCUCAACUGGACGGUCAAGUCCUACAGGCAGAAGAUCGCGAACUACACCCUGAUGUAUCGCGUGAACUCGUCCAACGAAACGUUUCGGUUUUGCCGCGAACCGAUAGACGUGAACAACACUUCGUUUGUGCUGAACGACCUGAACGCCUCCACGGAAUACCAGCUGGUCCUGCAGGUCACCACCGCCUACGGCACGAGCAAGUCCAAAAACGUGAUCGUGAGAACUUUGGACAAGGAACCGGUGUUUGUGCCGAACAUUUCUAUUAACGGUUUUUCCGCGACGUCAGUGACGAUAGGCUGGCAACCCCCGCCCGAAGAAAUAUCGUCUCUGAUCCACUACUACCUGUUAGAGGCGAGGAAGAAGGACGAGAACUCAACGAGGCGAGCCUACCACUCCGGAGGCAUCAUGAACCUGCCCUACAUGUUCGACAACUUGGAGCCUCACAGCACUUACAUAUUUCGGGUGCGCGCGUGCUCGGAGAUGACGCGGCGCUGCGGGCCCCGCUCGGCGGACAUGCAGGCGGCCACGCUGGACGGCACGCCGGGCCGCCCCGCGCGUCUCCGCCUCCGCUGCGGCGCGCGCUCCCUGCGCGUGAUGUGGGAGCCGCCCGAGCGACCCAACGCUGAGAUCAAGGGCUACAUGUUGGAAUUGACAGGGAAUGCUAAUUACAUAGAUAAAACGGGCAAGGAGCAGAAGACCACCUGGGGGCCCUUGUCGAAGUUCACCUCCAACGAUUCCAGGGAAGUCAGGUUCGAGGACCUGCAGCCCAACACGCAGUACACGGUGCGGCUGAGCGCCAUGACGCGCACGCGGCGCCGCGGCGAGGAGGAGCUGCAGCGCUGCACCACGGCGCGGGCCGGCCCCGACCUGCCGCCCAGCCCGCGCUGGAGGAAGAUAUUAGACAACGAUAAUUAUUAUUUCAAAGUGUACAUACCGCGCGUGUCGGAGAGAAACGGACCUAUAUGCUGCUACAGGGUGUACAUGGUCCGCGUGGCGGGCGACGCGUCGCUGCGGGAACUGUCCCCGCUGCGCGCCGGACACUCCGCGCACCUCGACGCCUACGUCACCGACAUCUUCUCCAACAAAAACUUCCCGCCGGAUUCCGAGCUGGUGAUGGGAGACGGGCGCUCGCACUACGACCCGGCGCGCGACCCCGCCCUCGCCGACGACAACUGCUCGCGCUGUCUCAAGGAACCCAGACGAUACACGGAGGCCGCGCCCUCGCCCCCCACCACCACCACCGCCCCCACCACCAGCACCGCCACCACCGUCGACGAGUACAUUGACGACGUGGACUACACCACCGACGAACCAGACCCCGCCGCGAGGAACGCACGACAUCUCGACAGUCAAAGCCCGCUCUUGGAAAGUAUUGAAGAUAAGGAGAAGGAAUGGGCGCCCUUCGACAGACCUUUGGAUCCCAACGCUGACUACACGCUCUACGUCGAACUCAUACCGGGCGUGCCGCACGAGGAGCCGCUGUACAGCGUGUUCCUGAACCUGCUGCGCGCCGCCGCUCCCCCCGCGCCCCCCUCCACGCCCUCGCCGCUCGAGCUCAUCCUGCAGGUGACGUGCGGCGUGGCGGCCGCGCUGCUGCUGGCCAUGCUCGCGUUCUGCGUGCUGCAAGCGCACCGCUUCAGGAAGCCGCCCCACGCGCACCUCGAAAUGAACCCUAUACAGUCGGCGUUAAGCUGCAUGGGGCUGGGCGGGCGCGGCGCGGGCGUGAGGGCGCGGGCGGCGCCGGUGCCCCGCGAGCAGCUCGCCGCCGCCUACCUGCAGCGCCAGCUCGACUCCGACUACGGCUUCCAGAACGAGUUCGAGUCCCUGCAGUCGGAGUGCCACGCGGACCGCACCACGCACGCGUCGGAGGCCCGCGAGAACCAGCACAAGAACCGCUACCCCGACAUCAAGGCCUACGACCAGACCAGGGUCAAGCUCUCGCAGAUCGACAGCAUCACCGGCUCCGACUACAUCAACGCCAACUACGUCAUGGGGUACCAGGACCGUAAGAAGUUCAUCUGCGCUCAAGGACCGACGGACGCCACCGUCAACGACUUCUGGCGCAUGGUGUGGGAGCAGCGCAUCGAGCUCAUCGUCAUGCUCACCAACCUCGAGGAGUACUCCAAGGUCAAGUGCUCCAAGUACUGGCCGGACGAGGUGCGCGGCGUCAAGGCCUUCGGGAGCAUCGCCGUGACCCACGUCGCCGAGAAGCGGUACUCGGACUACAUCGUCAGGGAGCUGAGGAUCACGAAGCAGCAGCCCUCCGAAGGGCAGCCCGUCAUCGAGAACAACGGCGUCGCCAAGAGAAAUGGCGAUAUAAAGGAGCCGCAGGAGUGGAGCGAGGAGGGCGAGGCCCGCGUCGUCCGACAGUAUCACUUCCUGAUGUGGAAGGACUUCGGGGCGCCCGAGUAUCCACAGUCGAUCCUUAAGUUCAUCAAGCGCGUGAACGAGGCGUGGGCGGCGGGCGCGGCGGGCGGCGCGGCGGCGGUGCACUGCUCGGCGGGCGUGGGGCGCACGGGCACGCUGGUGGCGCUGGACGUGCUGCUGGACGAGCUGCGGGAGCGCCGCGCCGUGUCCGUGCUGCCCACCGUCGCCGACCUGCGCCGCCAGAGGAACUUCCUCGUGCAGUCGCUGAAGCAGUACAUAUUCGUGUACCGCGCGCUGGUGGAGUACGCGCACUACGGCGACACGGAGCUCCCGGCCGCGCAGCUGCGGGCCGCCGUGGACCGCCUGCGGAGCACCCCCGAUGGCGCCGACCGCAGCCUCAUGGAAGUCGAGUUUGAGAAAGUCCUGAAGGGUCCGGUGGAGGAGCCCCCGCGGCCGUGCGCAGGCGGCGCCGAGGAGCUGCGCUGCAAGAACCGCAGCCAGGAGCACCUGCCCUACACCAGGAACCAGGUCAUCCUGGCGCCGCUGCCCGGCCGGGACUACUCCACAUACAUCAACGCUUCCUUCAUCGAAGCAUACGACAACUGGGAGGGCUUCAUCAUAACCCAGGACCCGCUGCCCAACACCAUCGCGGACUUCUGGAGGAUGGUCUCCGAGCACAACGUAUCCACCAUAGUCAUGCUGAGCGAGCUGGGCGAGGGCAAGUGCCCGCGGUACUGGGAGGACGGCGCGGCGCAGUACGAGCAGCUGACCGUCCAGUACGAGGACAGCGAGUCGCUGCCCUACUACACGCGCAGGCAGUUCCGCCUCAUCAGCAAUAAGGGCGGCGGCGCGGAGAGCGUGCGGCAGCUGCAGUACGUGGGCUGGCCGACGGCGCCCGGCGCGGUGCCCGAGGUCACGCGCGGCGUCGCCGACCUGGCCGACCUCGCCGCGCCCGCGCGCCCGCACCGCCUGCUCGUGCACUGCCAGACGGGGUGCGAGCGCUCGCCGCUGUUCGUGGCGCUGUGCGUGCUGACGGCGCAGCUGCGUGCGGAGCGGCGCGUGGACGUGUGCGGCGCCGUGCGCAAGCUGCGGGCGCAGCGGGCCAGGACCAUCGACACCUUCUCGCAGUACGAGUUUCUGCACCGAGCGAUCUUAAACUACGCGGAGCUACAUAAUCUACUAGAAGACAGUUAAAUGUAUACAGACUAUAAAUACAUCGGGAUAAGGCUUAAAAUGCAACGUGAAUGUUAGUGUUGAUUGCGUCCAAACAGUAUUCGCUCGACGGUAGAUAGUUAUCAGGCAACACAAGCAAAAGUGCGAUAUUCAUGUUUUUUGACGGAUUGAAAAUAUUCUUUAUUUUCUUAACAAUUAGGUUGAAACUGUAAUGAAUGAAGUCUCGAGGUAUGGUUCUGGUAACCAUUUACCAUUAGACAAUCUGUAAGCUCCAAAAACUUCCUUACAUCGCCAGUGGAAAGCUUCGGAAUGCUCCGAGGUAGAAAUUAAUAAUUUGUAGACAUUGACAUUCGCGUUUUUAUGUCCAUCGUCUGUUGCCGCGUGACGUGACGACGGACGCUGUACAACAUAAGGAUCUCUCUUUCUCUCAAACACACACUCACCCCCUCUCUGUCUCUUUCUCUCUCGUCAAGCAAGUGUGAAGGUGAUAGACAGGGAUGGCAAUACUGAUUUGGUGUAUUAAAUAUAAUAGAUUUAACUUUCCUUUCGUUUAAGUUUUGUAUAUUUUGUGUAUUUGUAAUCUUUUUUUUUCAUAGUUGACGAAAGAAAUGAAAGGGUUGUUUUAAAUUCUGAAUGUACAUCCUCGCUAACAAGUUUGAAUACAUUGAUGUGUCUGUCUCGCUCCGACACGGAACAAUUAGUACGCGUGCGACAGUGACAGAAUCGGUUUGCUGACGUCAUCGUCUCGCGGUCACAAUAUCGUAACCGUGUGUGCCGCGGCGGAGGUAAUAAUAACGCACUCCUAAUGUGUGCUUAGUGCGAGUUUUUUAACGUUCUCGAUCAGGUAAAAGUUAACUUGAAUUUGUAUGGAGUUGGAACAGUG